Molecule: messenger RNA, 702 nt
Organism: Dracunculus medinensis (Guinea worm)
Lineage: Eukaryota; Metazoa; Nematoda; Chromadorea; Rhabditida; Dracunculidae
Source: the annotation of a GenBank genome assembly
AUGCCUAAAACAGUUUUUUGGAUUGUUCGUCACGCGGAGCGCGAAGAUAAUAUAAAUUCAAAUUGGAGGCACAAUUCGACAUUAAAGAGCGAUAAUUCACCGUUAUCGAGACGUGGACAAGGACAAGCAAAUGAAAUAGGACGAAGAUUUGCGAAUGUUAAAUUGGACCAUGUGAUUGCUUCUCCUUUCGAUCGUUGUCUGGAAACAGCAACACGGAUUAUUGGUGAGAGAAAUAUUCCAUUAAAAGUUGAACCGGGUCUCGUCGAGGCAUUAUAUUUAUGUAACGAUCCUCCUGGAUACGAAUCGUUAGAAACAAUAUCGAAAAAAUAUCCAUUAGUCGAUAUUACCUAUAAGUCUGUGAUGCCUUGGAAACUUCCAUCUGAAGGAUAUGGUGACGAUGCUUGUACUAAACGAGUACGUGAAACGUUAAAUGGUUUAAUAGAAAAAUUUCCAGGAAGCAAUAUGUUAUUAGUUUCACAUGGAGCACCUAUUGGUGCAAUUCAUGAAAUAUUUUCUGGUAAAUGGAAAUAUGUUGGACAGGCGACUGUUUCAAAAUUUGUACAAACCAAAGAUGGAAAAUUUUUAAAAGAAUUAAGCAGCGAUGAUUCUCAUUUGAGUGAUAAAUCAAAUUUGCGUCCAUGGUGUGUUUCCUUUUGCAUUUAUUUUUCUAAUAUUUCGAUAAAUUUUCAUGCUCAACUUUAA